Astrephomene gubernaculifera is the source of this 1389-nucleotide messenger RNA. NCBI's taxonomy places the organism in Eukaryota, Viridiplantae, Chlorophyta, Chlorophyceae, Chlamydomonadales, Astrephomenaceae. The record is from the annotation of a GenBank genome assembly.
GGCGCAACGUCCACCUCCUCCUCGCCAGCCAUCUCGGAGCAGCAGGCGGCCAUGCGACGGGGCGCUGCGGCGCUGCGGCUGACAGUGAGCGGCUCCUCCGCCUGCCCCGUGCCAAUCAUGAACAGGUGGCGGGAUCUGAGUGGGCAGUACCUGCUGGAGCGGUACGGCAUGACGGAGAUCGGCAUGGCGCUGUCGAACCCCUACCAGGGCGAGCGGCGCCCCGGCACAGUGGGCACCCCGCUACCCGGUGUGGAGGCGCGUCUGGCGCCGGACGGACAGCUGCUGGUGCGGGGCGCCAACGUGUUCACGGAGUACUGGGGGCGGCCGGAGGCGACUCGGGAGGCGUUUGACGAGGAGGGGUUCUAUAGGACGGGCGACACCGCCAGCGUGUCGGGCUCCCCGCCGUACUUCACCAUUGAGGGUCGUACAAGUGUGGACAUCAUGAAGAGCGGCGGCUUCAAGAUAUCGGCACUGCAGGUUGAGAGUGCCAUCAUGGAGCACCCAGCCAUAUCCGAGGUGGCGGUGCUGGGGGUGCCGGAUGAGACGUACGGCCAGAUGAUUACGGCGCUGCUGGCUGUGAAGAGCGCCGCGGCACGACCGGCCGUGGAGGAGCUGCAGCGCUUCUGCCGGGAGCGGCUUGCGCCUUAUCAGGUCCCCAAGCGCUGGCAGUGGGUGUCGGCGCUGCCUCGUAACGCCAUGGGUAAGGUCAACAAGAAGGAGCUGGCGCGGCUGCUGCUUGCAGGCCAGCUGCCGCAGUAGAGGAAGUGUACGUCGGGGAUGAGGGUGUGCGUGUGACGGAAGAGCGAGGAACGUUUAUGUCCUGAAACGUUGAAGUGGGAGGGUGGCACAGUACAGCGAAGUAGAGUGGUUGACAGCGUUGUACGGCAGUGUACGGGCGUUGGGAGCUGCGGGGCAGGGCAGCAGCCUCCUUCCGGCAGAGCGUGCGCAGGGUUGGUGUGUCGUGGGGUGGCAAGGCGAAGGAUGGUAGGCAAGGAACGUGUGAAGGCUGCGAAGUCUUAGAGGGGAGCAACGGUGCAGCUGAGAGGUGGAGGAGUUGCACAGACAGUGGUUGAUAGAUCCGCAAUUCCCGUUAGGAGGCCUCGCAGGAGGACUUCCGCAGCUGGCUUCCUUCGUGGCAUACCGGUACGGUAGGAUGUGUCAUUGGGCGCGUGGUGGCACGGUACGGGCGUCAUGUGCCCUUCAAUCGUUGGUAAGAACGUAACAGCCCGCACCGUUACUCUGUUGCUGAGCUGACUCGCUUUGACUCAGUGGAAGCAGGCCGGGAUGAUGACUUCAUGAGUGAUCAUCCUGGUGCAAGGUACUUUCACGGGUGGCCUCACACCCUGCUCUCCUUUCACACCGUGAUACCUUGUAACACUUAACUGAAGG